GGCGCUCCAGAGCCCGCCUUGGCGGUGGUGGCGGGAGGGCUGCGGAGCAGGUGGAGGGCUGGUGGCGGUGGGGCUGCCAUGGCUGAGCCUCCGGGGCCAGAGCACCAGCUCCCACUUCUCCCCUCCUGGCCCGCCCCUGAUGCCUGGCAGACUUUUGCCUUUGCUGGGGCUCCGGCCUGAGCAGCCUCACCUUCCCGUCUAGUUGGGAUUUGGGGGCUGAGCUGUCUGAGGUCCCCGAGCCAAUGCAGUGCCGGCUCCGGGGCCUGGCCGGAGCCCUCCUCACCCUUCUGUGCAUGGGGCUCCUCUCCCUCCGGUACCACUCCAGCCUGUCCCCGCAGGGCGGGCUGGAGACCCCUGGGCUGAGCCCGCCAAGCCGUCUGUUCCCUGAGCUGCAGCUGCACGACGUCUUCAUCGCAGUCAAGACGACCCGGGUCUUCCACCGCUCCCGCCUGGAGCUGCUGCUGGACACAUGGGUCUCCAGGACCAGGGAACAGACAUUCAUCUUCACUGACAGCCCGGAUGAAGGUCUCCAGGAGAGACUGGGGUCCCACCUCGUGAUCACCAACUGCUCUGCAGAGCACAGCCAUCCUGCCUUGUCCUGCAAGAUGGCUGCUGAGUUCGAUGCCUUCCUGGCCAGCGGGCUGAGGUGGUUCUGCCAUGUGGACGACGACAACUAUCUGAACCCUAGGGCGCUGCUGAAGCUGCUGAAAGCCUUCCCGCAGACCCUCGACGUCUACGUAGGCCGGCCCAGCCUGAACCGGCCCAUCCACGCUUCUGAGCCACAGCCCCACAACCGCACGAGGCUGGUACAGUUCUGGUUUGCCACUGGAGGUGCCGGCUUCUGCAUCAACCGCAAAUUGGCUUUGAAGAUGGCCCCGUGGGCCAGUGGCCCCAGCUUCGUGGACACAUCUGCCCUCAUUCGGCUGCCGGACGACUGCACUGUGGGCUACAUUGUUGAGUGCAAGCUGGGCGGCCACCUGCAGCCCAGCCCCCUCUUCCACUCCCACCUGGAGACCCUGCAGCUGCUGGGGGCCGCCCAGCUCCCGGAGCAGGUGACGCUCAGCUAUGGUGUCUUUGAAGGGAAACUCAAUGUCAUUAAGCUCCAUGGCCCCUUCUCCCCUGAGGAGGACCCCUCCAGGUUUCGUUCCCUCCAUUGUCUCCUCUACCCGGAUACUCCCUGGUGCCCACAGCUGCUGGCCCGGUGAACCCUGAGCUGCGGGGCAAAGUUUGGGCUGAGGCCUCUGAUUGUCCUUCACCUUCCGGGCAGCCUUGGGGGCUUGUGGCAGGUCCUGUGUGGUUGGCAGUUCCUGGCAGGGUCUCUGAGUGGUGGGAAAGCCCAGGAUUGGAUGGUGGCUGGUGCUGCCACCCCCUGGGAGGUGGGUUGGACAGCUCAGGACCAGGUGCACCAAGUGAGGGCCAGAAAGGCCUCAGGGGCUGGGCUUCCAUAGGCCUUCGGUGGCUGAACUGGAACAAAGGUGGGAGUCCUUGAGCUGCUUAGGCUCGGGGAGUCCUAACCCUCCAGAGAAUUCAUGGGCCUCUGGGUGCAUUCUGGCUCCUGCCCACUCUGGUCUCUCAGUCACUCCCCUAUGGCCAAACACUGAGCCACCCAUUCUUGGCUUGAUUGGCUGGAUCCCCAGCCACUGGCAGGACCCAGGUGGCAGAAUGGCAGGCUCUGUGGCAGAUACUGUUGCUGGUGACCAGUCUCCAGCCCCUGCUCCCCAUCUGAUUUUGUUCGGAGCAUCAGCAUGCUCAGAUCCAGAUGGUGGGUCAGAAUGGGUUCCAGCCAAUCAUGAUGAUCCUUUUGCUCACUUUCCUGGCUUCCCUUGCUGUUAGGGACUGCCAUGUGACCCAGAUCUGGCCAGAGCCAGAGCUCUAUCUGUUAGUGUGAACUAAGCAAGGACAGCAGAGAUGUUUCUGGGGAAGGUUUUGCAGCCCUAUAACUCAUCUUCCUGCUGUGAAUGUGGGUGUGAUGUCUGGAUCUCGGGCAGCCACCUUGCUGCCGUGAAGGAAAGGCCAAGACAAUCAUCCACAGCUAUCCCUUCCAAAAUCUGGUUCUGUGAGAAAAUUAAACCCUUGUUUGUUUAAGCCUC
Vicugna pacos (alpaca) is the source of this 2090-nucleotide messenger RNA. RefSeq names its product MFNG O-fucosylpeptide 3-beta-N-acetylglucosaminyltransferase (gene MFNG). Gene Ontology annotation, biological process: pattern specification process. Lineage: Eukaryota; Metazoa; Chordata; Mammalia; Artiodactyla; Camelidae. The record is from RefSeq and is a predicted model, not a curated record. Gene Ontology annotation, molecular function: O-fucosylpeptide 3-beta-N-acetylglucosaminyltransferase activity. Gene Ontology annotation, cellular component: Golgi membrane.